AAACUUUUUACAAGUGGGCAUAUACAAUACAGUUUUCCAUAAAAAGAACAGCCAUACAAUCACAACAUCAGAACGCUCUGGAGUCGACCGUGGACUUCGAAAAUUUUCUUCAGCGGCAGCGCUAAACCAUAACGCAAUGGCGGCGGCGGCGAGUGUAUGCGUGACCGGCGCGGGAGGCUUCAUCGCGUCUUGGCUCGUGAAGCUCCUCCUCUCCCGUGGCCAGUACGUGGUCCGCGGCACCGUGCGCGACCCUGGUGCUAGCAAGAAUGCUCAUCUCAAGGAGCUGGAGCGGGCUGGGGAAAGAUUGCAGCUUCUCCAGGCUGAUUUGUUGGACUACAGCAGUGUUGCAUCAGCAAUUGCUGGCUGUGAGGGUGUCUUCCAUGUAGCUUGCCCUGUCCCUUCUGGUCGGUCCUCCAACCCCGAGGUGGAGGUCAUAGGUCCUGCUGUAGUAGGAACAACCAAUGUGUUAAAAGCUUGCUAUGAGGCAAAAGUUAAGCGAGUUGUGGUGGUGUCUUCUGUUUCAGCUGUAUUCAGUAACCCUAAUUGGCCUAAGGACAAGGUCUUUGAUGAAGAUUCUUGGUCAGACGAGGAUUAUUGCAGGAAGAAUGAGGAUUGGUAUUAUCUUUCUAAAACUCUAUCCGAACGUGAAGCUUUUGCUUUUGCAGCAAAAUCGGGGCUGGAUGUUGUAACUAUUUGCCCGUCCUUGGUAUUUGGACCCUUGAUGCAGUCUAUAGUAAAUACGAGCAGUAAAGUACUCCUUAAUUAUUUCAAAGGAGAUCGUGAGACUGUUGAAAACAGACUCAGAAAUAUGGUGGAUGUUCGUGAUGUUGCUGAUGCUCUUGUUCUGGCUUACGAAAAUCCAGAAGCAUCUGGACGAUACAUCUGCAGCUCACAUCCAUUAAAAGUUUCUGAUAUGAUAAACAUAUUGAAGACCUUAUAUCCAUCUUACCCUUAUCCUAAAAACUUUGUGGAAACGGAUGGCAACAUCACCUGCAGUUCUGAGAAACUUCAGAAGCUAGGGUGGACCUUCAGGGCUAUAGAGGAAACCCUGCGUGAUAGUGUUGAAUCCUACAAAGCAUUUGGCAUCCUUAACUGAGCAUCCGACUGGGACAGUGAGACAGCAGUUCCAACAGUCCAAUCCCUAUCUCGUUCAUAUAAACCGUGAAACAGAACAUGCUGUUCAUGUAAAUUUGCAAUAAAAAUUUGGGAAAUUUGUAGCCCUCUACUGAACACUUGAUCCCAGCAAGAGGCUUGCAAGGUUGUGUUGUCUGGUCUGAAAAAUAUGCUAUUCUGAGGCUGUUUGGCACUGCUCUACUCUUUAUUUUUCAACUCUGCUCCAUUCUUGAUUUAUCAAACAUCCUCAACUUCAGGAUCUC
This is a messenger RNA of Zea mays, 1376 nucleotides long. Its product is annotated as cinnamoyl-CoA reductase 2. Bases 137 to 1096 code for a protein of 319 amino acids. Gene Ontology annotation, molecular function: oxidoreductase activity, acting on the CH-OH group of donors, NAD or NADP as acceptor. NCBI's taxonomy places the organism in Eukaryota, Viridiplantae, Streptophyta, Magnoliopsida, Poales, Poaceae. The record is from RefSeq and is a predicted model, not a curated record. The transcript is spliced from 6 exons.